Messenger RNA from Lodderomyces theae, 723 nucleotides. RefSeq names its product pre-mRNA-splicing factor SLT11. Gene Ontology annotation, molecular function: RNA binding. The transcript is spliced from 2 exons. The record is from RefSeq and is a predicted model, not a curated record. The coding region runs from base 1 to 723 and encodes 240 amino acids. Lineage: Eukaryota; Fungi; Ascomycota; Pichiomycetes; Serinales; Debaryomycetaceae.
AUGCCAAACAAAGAAGAAGCAGAAGGAAUUGCCGCAUCUGUCGCUGGAUCGUUAGUUGGAAACAAAGUCGCUGACAAGGCACAUCUUGGAGGAGCGGGCCAUAUAGCUGCUGGUAUCUUAGGAGGUAUCGGUGGUGCUCUGGCGAAUAAAGAAGUGAAGGCGAUCGAAGCCGAUAAGUUGGAGAAGUCCCUAGAAGAUGCACAAAACGGCAAAAGAGUCAAGGAUCUACUAGCCCGGUUGGCUGAGAAGCUCAGCAAUAACGAAGCUGCCUCUACGCCAACCGCGGCUGAGACCAAACGAGACGUGCCGAUUUCGAAAUUGGCGAAGAAACUACCCUUUGGGAACCUGUUGGAUCCGGGAAAAUAUCCGGGAUUGGCUACAUUCUUUGUUUUUGGUUUUCCUUCGGAUCUUCCUCAGUAUUUACUUUCCAAGUAUUGCUCGGAACACGGCAAGGUACAAAGUCUUGUGUUAAAUCACGACUCGCGAUGUGGAUUCAUUACCUUCCAGGAUAGAGUUUCUGCUGAAAAGUUUGCAGAAUCGGUAAACUCAAAUGGAUUGAAUAGGAAUAGAAAAACUGCGGGAUUGUUGGAAUUGAGCAACUACCCCAUGAGAGUUUGUUUUGGUAAACAGAAACCGUUGGCAAGAACCAACGAAGACAAGAGGCAACUAAGUGCCUUGGUGAAUAAAGUGAUGAAGCAGUUGGCUGAGAAAGAUAUCAAGUAG